Hydatigera taeniaeformis is the source of this 984-nucleotide messenger RNA. The record is from the annotation of a GenBank genome assembly. Lineage: Eukaryota; Metazoa; Platyhelminthes; Cestoda; Cyclophyllidea; Taeniidae.
AUGGGUUCACCUGUGGCGGAGGUUCCUAAAGGAAUUUCCGAUUUCAUUACGUGGCUUCAUCAGUCCAGCCCGGCCUACUUCGUGCGCCCACGACGCAGCAUCUCAAUUUCGAGAAUAACUACUCGCCCAUCGGACUACUAUUACAUGGAGGGACCGAGAGUGCGUGCUAGUAGUGCAGAACCGCGCUACACCACUUACACUUCAGGCGUGCGCCCAGUGACGGUGGUGGGAUCGCGCUACCACCACUAUACACCAUACUACUACCACCGCUACUACCCACGCUACUAUGCCUACGACACAUACUACCCCAGCAUUGCCACGUACUACGGCGACUACCCGUUCUACACCCCAUCGGCGUAUAAAUACUGGCCCUACACCUCGAGCGCACACUACAGUCACUAUUUGCCUUCUACGACUUACUACACUCGUAGCAACAGCUCGGCUUAUGACUACACUCUGCCUACCUCUGGUCUGCGUGCCUCAGUCCCCUCCUGGGUCGACCCCCUCGUGAUGCAUCCACCAAGCAUUUCACCGCCUCCGGUGCAGAUUUACGACUAUCCGCGGCAUUCUGUCCACAGAAUGCGUUUCGGCUCCGUUCCGCCCGUUUCUCCAGCAGCAGCAGCUCAAUACCGCCGCGCUGGAAGCGUGUCUCGUGUACCGCCACCUCCCGUCAGAAGAUACGUCACCCAAUACUACUCCGACCUUACAGGACCAACUCCAAUCAACACAAAAUACGUCUAUCACAGCACCGCUGGUCUGCCUCUGAGACCUGGCUACAGGUCCCGAUUCUACCGCAUUCCAAAUGGACCUAGCAGUUCUUUGGACAGGACAAUCACUGCAGAAGUGAUGGCUGAAAGGCGACGUAUCGAUGUAAGGUUGGACAUCUUCUUAUUCACAAAUAUCGGUCAUGCCAUUCUAAUUGCCACAAUUAAAUCCAACCGGAUUUUGAGUGUGAUCAUGAAAUCCUUCAGCUCCCUUUUAUGA